Messenger RNA from Notothenia coriiceps (black rockcod), 1499 nucleotides. RefSeq names its product elongation factor Tu GTP-binding domain-containing protein 1-like. The transcript is spliced from 5 exons. The annotation marks the transcript as partial. The record is from RefSeq and is a predicted model, not a curated record. Gene Ontology annotation, biological process: cytosolic ribosome assembly. Gene Ontology annotation, molecular function: ribosome binding; GTPase activity. NCBI's taxonomy places the organism in Eukaryota, Metazoa, Chordata, Actinopteri, Perciformes, Nototheniidae. Gene Ontology annotation, cellular component: cytosol; ribonucleoprotein complex.
CCAUUUCCAUAGCCCCACCAAAAAUAUUUUCCACCAGCCGCCACUGACGAAAGGUGAUUUAUCCAAAUGUCUCUUUUAUCUGCCCAAUAGAAAGAGAAGAUAUUCAUCAUCAUAAAUCAAAUAGUUACUGUGUGAAUUCAUUAUGGAUUGAUUGUUUUAUCUCUCCAUAACACGCUAAACAUCACCAUAUUAGCUGUUUCCAUUUUAAAAUGUUUAUGACUAUGAUUUGGAAUAAAACCAAACUGUCCUGGAGCUGAUGGAGGACAAAGGAAACCAAAACGAUCCGUCAUUAGCUUCAAUAACAGGAUUCUCACUUGUCUUUUCAAAGGUUUGCUAAAAUUGAGAUCAGCGCGUCCAAGCCCAUCAUUCCCUUCAGAGAAACAGUGGUGCGGCCCCCGAAAGUGGACAUGGUGAAUGAAGAGCUGGGCCAUCAGCACAAAGUGGCCAUCCACCGGGUGAAAGAAGAGGCCUCUCAUGGACGUUCCUCUGACACGCUCAAUGUGGACCCCAGUGGUCUGGUGACCCUCACCACCCCCAACCGGCUGGCCUCCGUCUGCGUGCGGGCCGCCCCCCUGCCCCAGGAUGUGACGUCUCUGUUGGAGAGCAGGACGGAGCUCAUCCGCACUCUGGAGCAGGUGAACAUGUCCCUGAGAGAGGGGAGGAGUGUGGACGUCAGCCCCCAGACUCUGGAGGCCAUCGCUGGGUUCAAAGCCCAGCUGGAGAGCCUGCUGCAGGGCCGGAGGUGGAGGAGCGCUGUGGAGCACAUCUGGGCCUUCGGACCCCGCAGAUAUGGUCCCAACAUCCUGCUGAACAGUGUGGAGGGCUACCAGCGGCCCUCUGUGUGGCAGUGUCUGUGUCUGGGCGGCCCCCCUGAGGCCAAAGCUCAGACCGCCUUCACUCGAGAUUUAGACAACAGCAUCGUCAGCGGCUUCCAACUCGCAACCCUGUCAGGGCCCAUGUGCGAGGAGCCGCUGAUGGGGGUCUGCUUCUCCCUGGAGAGGUGGGACGUCCAGUCCUCUGCCCCCCCACUACAUCAGGACUCCGUGGAGGAGGCCUCCGUAUCCCAUGAGGCUCCAGCUGACUGUAAAGUGGAGGGGAGCAGUAAGACCCCCGCCAAGACGGAGGGCCCGGUGUCAGGGCCCAGCCAGGCCAGGCGCAGAGCGGAGGCCCCCCCCCCCGCCUGUUACGGGCCGGUUUCCGGUCAGCUGAUCGCCGCCAUGAAGGAAGCGUGCCGCCACGCCUUCCAGGCCCAGCCGCAGAGACUCAUGGCCGCCAUGUACACCUGUGAGAUCAUGGCCACCGCCGAGGUGCUGGGCAGGGUGUACGGGGUGCUGGGGAAGCGUGAGGGCCGGGUCCUGCAUGAGGAGAUGAAGGAGGGGACUGACAUGUUCCUCAUCAAGGCCGUGCUGCCCGUCGCUGAGAGCUUCGGAUUCGCUGACGAGAUCCGCAAGAGGACCAGCGGAUUGGCCAGCCCACAGCUGGUCUUCAGCCACUGGGAG